AUGGAAGUGAUACAUAUUAAGUCACUGAAUUUUGCAGCAUCAAUUAAUGCCCUUAACAUCUUGAUUACACUAUCAAAUGGUUAUUAUGUACAUCUGAAAAGGUGGGACAACAUAUUAUUCAAGACUAACUCCUAUGUUCAUCCUCAAGUAUCCACGCAAAUGAUAUUACUACCUACAAAUUAUUUAUGA
Messenger RNA from Clunio marinus, 189 nucleotides. Lineage: Eukaryota; Metazoa; Arthropoda; Insecta; Diptera; Chironomidae. The record is from the annotation of a GenBank genome assembly.